AUGCAGUUUACCACCGCUCUCGUUUCCAUCUUGGCUACUGCCGUCAUCGCCGUUCCCACUGGCAACACCGGCGGCGGCGGCGGCUCUACCCCCUACGAUGCUUGCUCUGGUCUCUACGACAGCCUUCAGUGCUGUGCCACCGAUGUUCUUGGAGUUGCGAACCUCAACUGCGCUCCCCCUCCUGCCGUCCCUACGUCUGCCAACGACUCUAGCAAAGUAUGCUCCGCCAUUGGCCAGCGUGCCCGCUGCUGCAUUCUUCCCAUCCUGGGCCAGGGUAUUCUUUGCCAGGCUCCUCUUGGUGUUCCCCAGUGA
Messenger RNA from Colletotrichum godetiae, 312 nucleotides. Its product is annotated as hydrophobin. Lineage: Eukaryota; Fungi; Ascomycota; Sordariomycetes; Glomerellales; Glomerellaceae. The record is from RefSeq and is a predicted model, not a curated record. The transcript is spliced from 3 exons. The coding region runs from base 1 to 312 and encodes 103 amino acids. Gene Ontology annotation, cellular component: extracellular region.